Messenger RNA from Guillardia theta CCMP2712, 1425 nucleotides. RefSeq lists its product as hypothetical. The transcript is spliced from 16 exons. Gene Ontology annotation, biological process: tRNA splicing, via endonucleolytic cleavage and ligation. NCBI's taxonomy places the organism in Eukaryota, Cryptophyceae, Pyrenomonadales, Geminigeraceae. Gene Ontology annotation, cellular component: tRNA-splicing ligase complex. The record is from RefSeq and is a predicted model, not a curated record. Gene Ontology annotation, molecular function: RNA binding. Bases 1 to 1425 code for a protein of 474 amino acids.
AUGACGUACGGCUCUAUGGCCACUGCUGAUGCCUCCGCCGAGCAGGGAAUGGAUGCUCCAGCGAGGCCGAGCAUGCGGAGUAAUGUAAGACUAGCGGUUGGAUCAGUGCUCCUGAUGGCUGCGGUCAUGUGCGGGGUCAUGUUGAACCAGAUUGAGAACGGGUUUGAUUGGAACGUAGUCGGAUUGUUGGGACUGUCUUCCUCGCCCAAGGAUUCCUCCUUCUUCCCUUCCUGGACCCACGGUGGAGCCUUGCGAUACUACGACAGGUCGAUGGCCCAUGGACAGUGGUCCCCCGAUGCUGGCCCACCAUACGUCAAGCACGUCACCAUGUGGUCGGACCCUGACUGUGUAGAUCACACUGGCCCGGCAAACAAUGUCCGCAGAAUCCUUGGCUUGAGAACAUCAUGGCAUGAUCACAAGUGGAACACAAACUCCUUCAUGUCAGACAUGAACUCCGUACAGCUCCGCUUCCUCUCCCGCAAUACCAACUCGGUCCUGGUCAUCCCUCCCUUCCACCAGUUUCCUUCCAUGUCGACCAGGGCCAUGGCCAUGUUGAACGACUACGUUCUUGUCGGAGGAAACACUAUCAUCGUUGUGGGUGGCCCGACGGGCGUCUUGUUUAUCAAUCAGAACCUCGCUGGGACUGACGGCUACGGAUACGAGCUGGAACCCAAGUGGGUUGAGGGGCCAUAUGAGAUGCAGGAUUCAGCCAUGGGCUCCGCGUUCCAGUACGGCGCGGUCACUCUGCCUGCUGUGGAGACGUACAAUGUGGGAGUGACGACAGCAUCGUUGCCCAAGGAGGCUGUCUCUUACUACGAGGCCUCAGAGGUCUCAGUAGUCUUCAUGCUUCCUUGCGAAGCUGGAAGGAUCAUCUACAUCGGCUACACUUUCGCUGAGAUGGCCAGUGGGUUGGACCUGGAGUCAGAGCAAUCCUUUAGGUUUCUGGUCACCUGGCUAGAGAACCGCAAGAUUCGUUUCUACACGCAGGAGGAAAGAGCGGCACUGAACGACAUCAACUCGGCUGGCUGGGACAAGGCCAUGAAGAGUUACUUGCAAGAUCUGGGAGCGUCGGAUUGGGAAGCACCAAAGGAUAAGAGGGAGAGGCAUGUGGUGCUGGAUUGGUUGCUGUCUUACGCGAUCGGGAUGGAAUACUCGGAUCGGGCUAGCGAGCUACAAAAGAUCAAGGAGAGCAAGAGCAAGGGCAAGUCGGUCGAUACCAGGGCAGGGAGCCUGUCGGCGAGCGACAGCAUCGAGCUCGACGUCGAGUCCAGGGAGUUUCGGUCAGCUCUAGAGGAGCUAGCGGGGGUCCUGGGAAUCCCCAAGGAUGAAUCAAGCGAUUCCAUGCUGCAGGCCUGCGCCUCGGUGCUGGAGAGCAAGCUGAGCAAGUUUGCGCUGGAGCAGGUGAGAGUUGUGUUGGGGGGUUGA